Molecule: messenger RNA, 2365 nt
Organism: Anthonomus grandis grandis
Lineage: Eukaryota; Metazoa; Arthropoda; Insecta; Coleoptera; Curculionidae
Product: aspartate--tRNA ligase, cytoplasmic
Exons: 10
Coding region: 62-2191 (709 amino acids)
Biological process (GO): aspartyl-tRNA aminoacylation
Cellular component (GO): cytosol; aminoacyl-tRNA synthetase multienzyme complex; cytoplasm
Molecular function (GO): ATP binding; aspartate-tRNA ligase activity; RNA binding
Source: RefSeq, a predicted model, not a curated record
AAAAUUUGAUUUCAUUUGACCGGUAAAAGGUGAUAAACACAACUGUUUUUUAGGGGAAAAAAUGGCUUUAAUUGGAGGUUGUAGUGCCGACGAUGAUUGUGACGUUACACUGAAGGGUGAAGUUGUAAGAGUUGAACCCCUGUUGAAUUUCUUUGAAAUUGUCGGUAAAAGGAGGGAUAAAUGCAGGGUUUACUCGGUGGCGGAGGUACUGCCUGUGCAGGGGGACGUGGUGACCAUUAAAAACCCUAAAAAAGGUGAAAAUUUCUUUCUGAUUUUCCCUGAGACCGAUUACGAGUUUCCUCAGACCACCAAUGUUAAUAAGGAAGAAGGUUUAUGGGCUCGCUUGCUGAAGCUCCCUCCCGUUGAAGGUUUUUACGAAGAAUUCCAGUUUAUUGACAAAUUCAUUAAACAGUUCACCAGGCACAGUCCGGACACCAUUGCCAAAUGUCUCCGGGUGUUUUACAAGGACCAUUACGUCAGGAUGGCCAUUACUUAUUGCUUACAAAAACGCAUUAGUGUGCCGGGAGAUUUAUGUAAAACAAAUGCCAGCUCAGAGGCCUAUAAGGCAUUCGUGAAGUUUCCUGAGGGAUUCGUUAUCCAGCAGUAUCCUAGCCAGUAUGCUUUGGUGGGUCAUAUGAUUAUUGGCAGGAACCAUAGCAACAUGAUCCUGAGGGAUGACUCUUUUUGGGUGUUUGUGAAGUUCUUGGACGGUCCGGUUGAUCUAGAUCUCUAUGAUAAUUGCAUGAUAAUUAUAUGGAGGUACACCCUGGUGGUGGAAAUUUACGAGGACAAGGACAGGCCUUCUUUGUCUUAUAUAUUGGUGGCCGAGAGGGAUGUCACCAGGAUGAUUAGGUCGUAUGACAAGAGGAAUUUGAGGUAUUUGUCUUAUAGGCACAGGCUCCACUGUAGCAAGAGGAUGCGUUAUGAAAUAAUCGUUUCCAAGAGGUCCCAGACAAUUGUUGGUUAUGAUUCGACCGCCCAAUGUUGGUUGGAGGUGAGAUUGAAACAAUCGAACGACCGUUGGAUCAUGUGUUACUUGAUUAUGCCCAAGGAGUUGGUUGGGGCGGCCUCCUUCUUAAAAGAAGACCAUUGCUAUCGGAUUUAUUCAGAUGCCCCGAUGAAAAGAGACAAAGUGUAUUUUUUUAAAGAGUUACGGAUCCAAGGGAACCCGAACCAGGAGCUCCGCCUCCUGGACCCGAGGAGCGUCAUCCAGGAAAUCGAGUUCCCGGAGGACGCCCCCCUCCACCUCUCCCGCUACCACGCGGCCACCUUCGACGAGUUGGAACUGUUCAUGCGACGAACCGACCAUAAAUUCAUGUUCGAUUUGACGGCGAAAAUCCAUCGGAGGGUGAUCGUUCCCAAUAAUUUAUCCCCGUGGUGCCCGCGACGUCACUUCCGGGAACCGUACUUCGGCACCGGAAGUAGUUUACAGGAAAAACUCACGUUUAAGGGUGACGACGCGUCCCGAUGGCCGAUAGACUUGUACCUGUGCAACCAGGAAAAUCAAGUGUGCCACUUUGGGCUGUUGCCCGGGGCAACCGUGCUGAUAACAAACGUGUUGUCGCAAAAGUCGCGUUACCUGCGCACGACCGUUUUUACUAGGGUCGAGGUGCUGGAGUAUCCCAGGCCUAUAUAUAGCUCCGCCCACUUGGUUUUCGAGGAUUUUGAUAGUUGGGUGUGGCACAGACAAUUGAGGACCGCAGGGCCGGAUUUGCAUGUUUUUUCGAAAAUUCUUGCCAAUUCAGUUGUUUAUAGUCCGGUGCUGGUGAGGCACAUAUCCAGCUUCAAAUUGAACGGAGGGGCGCACACUUUUAAAAUGAUUUUGGAGGUGCAGCAGGAGAGAAACACCUUCCUCAUUGAAUCUCUGGAUAUUUUCUUACUGGCAGACCUCCUGGGAAUCACCGGAACUAACCCCGCCGGGGCACGGGCCCGGAAAUGCCUCCGUAGCUACUGCGAGGUGAAACCUUACAAAAUCUUCCCCCAAGUCGCCUUUGAUGCCAAACGACCCUUACACGCGAAAGUCAUCGAGCCCGGAAGGGUGUUCAAGGACCUAAUUUCCUUAAUAACUAAGUUCAUCAACUACGACUUGAAUCCCUUAAUGGAGGUGGUUUUAUUGAGACAAGCCCCGGACCAAGAAGUGCCUUAUCGAGUUAUGUCAUGUGCAUCCUCCCUGGAAUUUAGUGAGUUUUGAGGGUUUUUUUGAGUAUAUUUGCCUAAGGUGUAAACAUGGUCGACGACACGGAGAAGACCGACAGUAAAAAAGCGGCUAAAAAGGAGGCCAAAAGGGCCGAGAAGGCGGCCAAAAAGGCGGAACAUAAGGCCGCCCAAGUAAAACCCAAUAGCAACGACUCGGUCACCGAAGAAG